AUGGCGCCACAGGACGAUAAUCGUCCAUCAACUUCGAUUCCAUUAACGCCGCAAGCGCCCUCAGAUUCGGGCUCGAGUUCCCCAACAUCAUCUAUAUCGACAUCUAACUCUGCCUCACAGGGCGAAAGCACACAAUCAGUCGAUGGGAAUCUGACCAAGCCAACAGCAGUAGGAACCGGGACAUCAACGCCAUCCUCGAGCACGGCAUCAAUCACGAGUAGUUCGAACUCAGCCGCGGCGGCAUCAUCAACCUCAGCAGAUAGUUCAACCACUGCUGCACCCGGCAGCAGCAGUGGUGGUAGCAAGGGUCUGGGGACAGGUGCAAUAGCAGGGAUUGCUGUGGCUGCCGUUGUCAUCGUCGCCGCUAUCGCUGGUUUCUUUCUAUGGAAGUUCUGUGCUGGUAAGAGGAGGAACCGACAGCGGGCUGCUGCUUAUGGACAGGCCAGGGUUGGAACACCUGGAAACAGCAAUCCCAGCCAGGUCGAAAAGGGUGCUCCUCUUGUGGGAGCAGUUGCCCCUGUAUACCGUGAUUCACCAUCUCCAGAGAGCCAAAACCCACUACCCCAACAAGCCGAUGAUGCUACCGUACAAUCACGAUUCUCGACACUUUAUGACCAGAUCGAAUUGCACGCUGAAAACUUUUACAAGGAUGCGAGUCCGAUGAUACCACCUUCGAUUGAAGGCUCCUUAUCACGUUAUGACACACCAAUUCUAGGAGCACCACUGGCCGCACGGUUGGAAGAAUCACCUCGUACCACAACAAUUCUGAAGCAUGUGCUUUCCUAUGAGAUUACAACCACGGUUGUGGAUCCUACAUCUGCGGAUCGCAGACGAAGCCUCCUGCCUACUCCGCUUUUAGCAUUAUUACAAGAAGUCCAAAGUCAGCAAUCUUCACAACAGGGCGGACGAAGAGGCCACCAAACAUCUGCCUACUCUCGCCUCAAACAACUUGCGGCCAGCUACCGCACAUCACCCCAAAGCAUACCGACGACCACCAGCUCCGCAACCCGCGAGGCCGCCUCCCACUUCACGAAAGUCUUCUCCCUGUGGGCGGACCCCCAAUACGACGAGGCUAGGCGGACCCAACAUCUCACUGAGGUGCUCGAUUCAGCCAUCAAGUUCUCCGUCUGGCUGCUCAGUCAACCCGAGACAUUUGAGUUACGCUGGGACGGCUCCUCCUCCGGCGCCACCAAUGCCUCUAGCUCCUCGACCAACGAUAAGGAGACCAGUAGCCUUGGUGAUCAUAGCCUUGUCACGGUGCCUGCAUUGGUCAAGGUCACGUCCAAUGGUGGAAAGCAGCACCUGUCGAGAAAUUCGGAGAAGGUCCUGUGCAAGCUUGUCAAGCGGCCGAUAUAA
Exophiala bonariae is the source of this 1356-nucleotide messenger RNA. RefSeq lists its product as uncharacterized. The record is from RefSeq and is a predicted model, not a curated record. NCBI's taxonomy places the organism in Eukaryota, Fungi, Ascomycota, Eurotiomycetes, Chaetothyriales, Herpotrichiellaceae. The coding region runs from base 1 to 1356 and encodes 451 amino acids. The transcript has 2 exons.